Molecule: messenger RNA, 942 nt
Organism: Rotaria sordida
Lineage: Eukaryota; Metazoa; Rotifera; Eurotatoria; Philodinida; Philodinidae
Source: the annotation of a GenBank genome assembly
AUGUAUAAUGAAUUUAAACAAUAUGCUGUUGAAGAUGCUAAAACUGAUCAUCGAUAUGGUGUUGAAUGUCUAUUUCGAUUUUAUACAUAUGGUCUAGAAAAACAUUUUCGUCAACAUGUAUUUGAAGAUUUUCAACAAGAAACUCUUUGUGAUCAUGAAGCUGGUCAAUUGUAUGGUUUAGAAAAAUUCUGGGCAUUUUUAAAAUAUUCUCGACAAAAACCAAAAAUUAAUUCAAAACUUGAAGAAAUUUUAAAAAACUAUAAAAAUUGUGAAGACUUUCGUGUUGAUGAAGAAUUUAGUGUUUUAGGAAGAAUUGGUAUUGGUUUAGCUAUUGCUGGUGUUGAUGGUGGUCAUCGAGCUGUUUUUUCUGAUCGUUUUCAAAGUGUUAAACUAGAUGUUAUUGAAGAAGGAACUCAUUUUAUGAUUUCAUGGCUUCAUAGACCAAUUAUAUUUGAUGUUCGUACACGACCACGAUCUGUUCCAUCAAUAACAGGAACAAAAGAUAUAAAAGCUAGAGAAAAACAGUCAACUUCAGGAGAUAGGUCUCCAUUAUCUCCUCGUCGUAUAAAUGAAAAAAGUAUGAAUUAUAUUUUAUUAUUUAUUAUUUCAGAUUUACAAACAAUUAAUAUAACAUUACGUAUUCUUUAUCGAGUAAGAGCUGAACUUUUACCAAAAUUUUUUACAAAUUUAGGUUUAGAUUAUGAAGAACGUGUGUUACCAUCAAUUACUAAUGAAAUUUUAAAAUCUGUUGUAGCUCAAUUUGAUGUCACAGAAUGUGCUGCUCAAUUUGGUUUAUUACUUGGUGUUAUUUCAAUUAUGCAUUUAAGUUUUGGACCUGAAUUUACAAGCGCUGUUGAAUUAAAACAAGUUGCACAACAAGAUAUUGAAAAACAACGAUUUUUUAGUAGAAAAAAUAAACGAAUAAUAAUAAAAUUUGUAUGA